GGGUGGGGAGUCGCUAAAUCGGAGCCAGCGGGCGCAUAGCAUGUAGAAUGCAUCUUCGAAGUAGAUGCGUCUUUUUAUUAAAAAUAUAAUUUUUGCGGUCGUUCAAUUUCUUGUUGUAAGGUUCUUGUUUCGAAUUUUGUAUCUCCAUCACGAAUGCUGCACUCGCUCCUACGCUUUGUACAAUCAUAGCUUUUAUUGUCAUGUCAUUACAUUGACAUUCCGAUCUUGCAUCGACACUAGCAGGAGAAUUGGGAAAUGGUCACGAACGUGCGCCAAAGCGUCACGCAGCCGGUUGCGCUGUAAUGCUUGUGUAUAUAGGACCGCAUACUUUUUUCCAUUUGAUGUCGUGGCGUUCACCUCCGUUGUCUUCGC
This is a messenger RNA of Amoebophrya sp. A120, 372 nucleotides long. The record is from the annotation of a GenBank genome assembly. NCBI's taxonomy places the organism in Eukaryota, Dinophyceae, Syndiniales, Amoebophryaceae.